This is a messenger RNA of Brassica rapa (field mustard), 2104 nucleotides long. Its product is annotated as O-fucosyltransferase 16. Lineage: Eukaryota; Viridiplantae; Streptophyta; Magnoliopsida; Brassicales; Brassicaceae. The record is from RefSeq and is a predicted model, not a curated record.
AGUAGCUCUCUCUCUCUCUAGACAAAUCUCUCUAUAGACAAAUCUCUCUCUCUCUCUCUUGCUCAUAUUGUAGUUGUCGCUCGUGAUCGAAAGAAAGCAUGAUUCGUGAUUCUGAAACAUUCUGAUUCUUUAUUACACGUUUCGAUUCCCAAUCUCUCUCUAGGCGCGGCGGCCGUCAUGAGUUUCCAGCGGCGGCGCUACCCUUACUACAACCGUCUCCGCCGCCUCCUCCCUCUCGUCUUCGCCGUCUCCUUAUCUCUCCUCGUCCUCUUCGCCUUCCUCUCCUUCCUCGCUCCCCAUCCUGGAGAUUCCGAUCGCCUCCCACCUCGCGUUCGCCACACAUCUCAGAUCAACAUCGGAGGUGGCAGUGAUUCGAUCAAAUCAGCAGCUUUCCGAGUUCCGAGAGAUGGAGGCAGACCAGAUCGUGAUGUCUGGCGUUCCCGAAACGCUGAGUUCUUCUACGGUUGCAGCAAUGCUAGCACCAAGUUCCCAAAUGCGAAAGCAGUUACGAGAAAUGAUCGAUACUUGGCAAUCGCCACCAGUGGUGGCUUGAACCAGCAACGAACUGGAAUUGUAGAUGCAGUUGUUGCGGCAAGGAUUCUAAACGCUACUCUUGUUGUUCCCAAGUUAGACCAGAAGUCUUACUGGAAGGAUGCCAGUGACUUCUCGCAUAUCUUUGAUGUUGAUUGGUUUGUGUCGUUUCUGUCUGAAGACGUUAGAAUUAUAAAGCAGCUUCCGCAGAAAGGAGGGAGACCAUGGAGUCCAAGUAGAAUGCGUGUCCCACGGAAAUGUAACGAGAGAUGCUAUAUUAAUCGGGUUUUACCUGUUCUUCACAAAAGGCAUGCAGUUCAACUGAACAAGUUUGAUUAUAGACUUUCAAACAAGUUGAGCGAUGAGUUGCAAAAGCUAAGAUGUAGAGUAAAUUACCAUGCUCUGAAGUUCACUGAUCCGAUACUUAAAAUGGGAAAUGAAUUGGUCCGGCGCAUGCGACUGAGGAGCAAACACUUCAUCGCUUUACAUCUAAGGUUUGAGCCUGACAUGCUUGCGUUCUCUGGAUGCUAUUACGGUGGUGGUGAUAAAGAAAGGAGAGAACUUGCAGCAAUCAGAAGAAGAUGGAAAACAUUACAUAUUAACAACCCAGAGAAACAAAGGCGACAAGGAAGGUGUCCACUCACUCCAGAAGAAGUCGGACUGAUGCUCAGAGCGUUGGGAUACGGCAGUGAUGUUUAUAUAUACGUCGCGUCUGGUGAAGUAUACGGAGGAGAAGAGUCUUUGGCUCCUUUAAAAGCACUCUUUCCACACUUCUAUUCGAAAGACACUAUCGCUACGAAGGAAGAGCUAGAGCCUUUUGCUUCAUACUCUUCGAGAAUGGCUGCGCUAGACUUCCUUGUGUGUGAUGAAAGCGACGUUUUUGUAACCAACAACAAUGGCAAUAUGGCUAAAAUAUUGGCUGGGAGGAGGAGAUACUUUGGACAUAAGCCCACGGUUAGGCCAAAUGCAAAGAAGCUUUACAGGUUGUUCCUGAACAAAGAGAACACGACAUGGGAGGAGUUUACCUCUAGAGUCCGUUCGUUCCAGAGAGGGUUCAUGGGAGAGCCAAAGGAAGUAAGAGCUGGUAGAGGUGAGUUUCACGAGAACCCUUCCACGUGCAUAUGCGAAGACACAGAGGCUAAGGCAAAGGCGCAAAUAGAAUCUAGAAAGCUUGGAAAGAAAAACAAAUCUACAAAUAAAGACGCAGCAGCAGCAGUGACAGUACCUAACGAUGUUCAAAGUGAAGAGGAUGAGCCGGAUUGGUCAGAGCCAGACUAUGAGGAAGAGCAAAGUGAUCUUCAAGACAGAGGAUUGUACAAUGGGACGAGUUUGGACUACGAUGAUCCAUCAUCUACCUCUGAUGAGCCAGAGCUUGAAGAAAUGCUAUCAGACUAGUUACAUCACAUCAUUACAACUGAAUCUCUCAUCUGCUUGGACACUUCAGAGUGAAUUUUUCCAACCUUGGGGUUAAAGCCUUUGUUGUAAGCAUUUCGUAUUGAAUGUCUCGUGUACAUAGAACCGCCAUAGAGCGUCCUUUGUUUCUCUAGGAAAGAGCCAUUUUUGUUUUCAAUCA